AUGGAACGCUGGCAGGGAAAGGUGGCGGUAGUGACCGGUGCUAGUUCGGGCAUUGGUGCGGCAACUGUCACAGCUCUUGCAAAGGCUGGAAUGAUCACGAUCGGUCUGGCACGGCGCGUCGAACGAGUGGAAGAUCUGAAGAGUGAUCUUCCAGACGAAAUUCGCGCACGUUUACACGCUAUUCGGUGUGACGUAACGAAGGAGGAAGAUAUCAUGUCCACCUUCCGUGAAAUAGUGGCAAAGUACGGUGGUGUUGAUGUGCUGAUCAACAACGCAGGUGUUGCAAGAUCGACCGUCGGUGUGCUGGAUGCCGACAAUACGCAAGCACUGCGGGAUGUGAUCGACACUAACCUCAUGGGGCUGGUCCUAUGCAGCCGGGAAGCGUAUCAAUCCAUGAAGAAACGAUCGGUCGAUGGACAUAUCAUCCACAUCAACAGUAUCCUUGGCCAUUAUGUACUACCGUUGGGGACACUCAAUGUCUACCCGGCUUCCAAGUAUGCCGUGACGGCACUCACCGAAACGAUGCGCCACGAGCUGAGGUUGGCUGGGACAAAAAUCAAAGUCACGAGCAUCAGCCCUGGACUGGUAAGAACCGAGAUCAUCCCGAACAGUUCUGCGAUUACCAAAAUACCCAUACUCGAACCAGAGGACAUUGCGAAUGCUAUUCUGUACGCACUUGGAACUCCGCCUAGAGUACAAAUUCACGAGCUAACGAUAAAGCCGGUGGGCGAACAAAUGUAA
Molecule: messenger RNA, 741 nt
Organism: Anopheles marshallii
Lineage: Eukaryota; Metazoa; Arthropoda; Insecta; Diptera; Culicidae
Product: farnesol dehydrogenase-like
Exons: 2
Coding region: 1-741 (246 amino acids)
Molecular function (GO): oxidoreductase activity
Source: RefSeq, a predicted model, not a curated record